Messenger RNA from Humulus lupulus (European hop), 403 nucleotides. RefSeq lists its product as uncharacterized. The record is from RefSeq and is a predicted model, not a curated record. The coding region runs from base 22 to 366 and encodes 114 amino acids. Lineage: Eukaryota; Viridiplantae; Streptophyta; Magnoliopsida; Rosales; Cannabaceae. The transcript has 3 exons.
GGCAAGUGGUUCAACAAUUCCAUGGCUCGUUAUUUGCGUAGCACCGUACCCCCAACUACACUAGCUUGGGAACAAGUAAAACCAGCUGAUAUCGAAGUUAUUCGAAAGAGACUAUCUGAAAAAUUCAUUUAUCCAGAAGACAAUCCAGUAAUCAACGAUGCCAUGGUAAGACAAAUGCAAAAACAUCUGACUGAUUGGCGCCACACGAUGAAGAAACACUGGGUAGAUGUUGGAGGAGAGGUGGACAAUGAGAGAGCGAAGUCAAAACCUUUUGUGUCGAUUACUUCUUCUGAUUGGGCAAUUCUGUGUGAUUUUUGGGCUUCUGAUUCUCACCAGUGUAUAUCGAAGAAAAAUAAUGAAGCUUGAGCUAAAAUGACCAUACCAGGAGGACACGGUUCCAAAU